Messenger RNA from Fraxinus pennsylvanica, 624 nucleotides. Lineage: Eukaryota; Viridiplantae; Streptophyta; Magnoliopsida; Lamiales; Oleaceae. The record is from the annotation of a GenBank genome assembly.
AUGGUUCGAAGGACACUACCAACCGCCAAUCGAAUUCACCCGCCAAAACCCUUCAACGGUAAUCCGAAAUCUGUUCCCCAGUCCCUAAGAAUUCAACAGUGCCUCUCACGGCUCAACUCUUUUUCUAGUGCAAAGCAUAUUUUCCAAAUUCACGCCCAGAUUUUAAUCUCUGCAUUUCAUUACGACUGUCGUGUUGCAAAUAAAAUAAUCCAAUUCUGCUGUGCAAAUCCCAUCGGAGAUAGAAUUAAUUUAGUAAAUCAUGCCCGUCUCAUUAUUAGUCAGACCAAAAACUUGGAAGUCUCGUCAUGGAAUCGUCUGAUAAGGGCAUAUGCUACUUCGAAAUGUGGUCUAGAAAGAGAGACAUUACGGGUUUUUGUUGGGAUGCGGCGUGAGGGAGUUAAACCCAAUGAACACACCUUUCCCUUUGUGUUCAAGGCAUGCGCUUCGUUUUUGGGUUUCAGUGAAGGGCAGCAAAUUCAUGGGGAAGUAGUGAAGUAUGGUUUGUAUUCUAAUGUGAGGGACAGCUCUCCAGUCAGGGUUUUAGAGACGAGGCCUUUUGGCAAAGCGAAGCCUACUUUAAGCCACCCGCCAAAGCCUGAUGAGAAGGCAAUCCAGACAAGUUAG